AUGGGUAUCAUCAACUCACCACCUCCUACCACCACUAAUGCCACCGUUUUCCGCCGUCGAUUAUCUCAAACCACCACUUUUUGUCCCACUUGUUCCUCUACGGGCAUCUUCUUCACCUUUUCUUACAAUUUUGUAGGUCACAUAAAAUCUGUAAACUUUAAGUGUCAAGCCAUCCUCAAACCCUACGAAAAAGAUGUACUACAACAUAUUGAAAUGCCGUUUGUGGAAGAGGAUCAUGCUAUUAAGAAUUAUGUUAAAUCCAUCAAGUCAAUUUUCGGUUCAGUGGAUGACGGAGUGAUAUCUCCCUCGGCUUAUGAUACAGCUUGGGUUGCACUUAUAGAAGGCGUCAAUGAACAAAGUGGUGGUCCUCAAUUCCCAUCAAGUCUAGAGUGGAUCGCAAACCAUCAACUCCUCGAUGGCUCAUGGGGCGAAUCCAUGAUAUUUUCUAUUUCUGAUAGGCUUGUCAACACGUUGGCUUGCGUGAUUGCUUUAACUACGUGGAAAGUCCAUCCAGAUAAGUGCAAAAAAGGACUAAACUUUGUGGAGGACAACAUAUACAAGCUUGGAGACCAGAAUGAAGAACACAAGACACAUGGUUUGGAAUUAGUGUUCCCUGCACUCAUUGAACUCGCGGGGAAACUAGAUCUAAAAGUGCCAAAUGAUUCACCCGUCAUAAAAGAGAUGUACAAACGACGAGAAAGGAAGCUUUUAAAGAUCCCAAAAGAAAAAGUUCACAACACCCCAACGAUCAUGAUUUAUAGCUUGGAGGGGAUGAAAGAUUUGGAAUGGGACAAGCUUCUAAAACUUCAAUCAGAAAAUGGAUCCAUUGUCUACUCUCCAUCAGCAACUGCUUUUUCAUUCAUGCAAACUAAAGAUCAAAAGUGUCUUACAUAUUUGACCAAUCUUGUUCACAAGUUCAAAGGGGGAGUUCCGCAUGUAUACCCAGUCGAAAUAUUUGAACAAAUUUGGAUGGUUGAUCGGCUGCAACGUCUUGGAAUCGCACGGUAUUUUCAGUCUGAGAUCAAGGAGUGUACUGAUUAUAUAUACAGGUAUUGGGACGGACAAGCAAUCGGGAUUACAAGAUAUUGCAAUUUGCCAGAUAUCGACGACACAUGUAUGGGAUUUCGGGUUUUAAGAACUAAUGGUUAUCAGGUUUCUCCUGAUGUGCUUCGACAUUUCGAGAAAGAUGGACAGUUUGUUUGUUAUCCUGGGCAAUCAUCAGAAGCUGUGACCGCGAUGUUCAAUCUAUAUCGAGCUUCUCAAGUGCUUUUUCCUGGAGAGAAAAUCCUAGAUGAUGCCAAGAAAUUUUCUUACAAUUUCUUGACUGAAAAACGAUCAACCAACGAGCUUCUUGAUAAAUGGCUCAUCACAAAGGACUUGCCUGGGGAGGUUGUAUACGCGCUUGAUGUGCCAUGGUACGCGAGUUUACCUCGACUCGAGGCAAGAUAUUACUUGGAACAAUAUGGAGGUGAAGACGACAUAUGGAUAGGAAAAACCCUUUACAGGAUGGAAAAUAUUAGCAAUAACCAGUAUCUCGAGAUGGCCAAAUUGGAUUACAAUCAAUGCCAAACAAUUCAUCAAUUGGAAUGGACCAAUAUCCAAAAGUGGUAUGCACAUUUAAAUAUUAAAGAGACCAUAAACACUAGACUUUUAAAUUCCUAUUAUGAGGCAGCAACAAGCAUAUUCGAGCCAGAAAGAUGCAACAAACGAGUUGCUUGGGCCAAAACGAAUGUGAUAGUAAACACCAUUACCUCAUUCUUUGCGAGACCCCAUUUAUCGAAUACUGGCAUUCAAGCGUUUGCAUAUGAAUUCACCAACACACAACACCAUGAGAAAAAUCGAAAACCAUGGGACGGGAUGAUGAACGCACUACAUGAAACCCUCAACGAGAUCUCGUUGAACACAAGGGUGGCUUAUGGCGUAGAUAUCUACCCACACCUCCAUAGCAUUUGGAAGGUGUGGUUGUUAAACUUACAAAAUGGAGUGGACAAAGUAGAAGGAGAAGCUGAACUUAUAGUUAAAACGAUAAAUCUGUGUAGCAGCCAAUGCUUAUUAGAUGAGUCAUUCUCUCAUCCUCAAUAUCAACGUCUCUCCUCCAUCAUAAAUGAUAUUUGUCACCAAAUCUCUCACAAGGGUAAUCGUACCAUAAGCUUUGAGAUCGAGUCCAAAAUGCAAGAACUUGUGCAACUCGUGCUAUGUGACUCACCCGACGAUCUUGAUACUACUUCGAAGCAGACGUUUUUAAUGGUGGCCAAAACUUUCUACUACAGAGCUUUAUUUGAUCCCGAAACUAUAAACCAACACAUUGGUAAAGUAUUGUUCGAAAAUGUAAUCUGAUAGUGAUUGUGUGAAACUUGAUUAUUUCAGAUGGAAGAUUGCCAAUGUAUCUUCGAUUUAAUUAUUGUUGAAGUAAGCUUGUAAAAUAGGAUGCAAAAUUCCUCUUCUGAUUGUCUAGACUUGUAUUAGUGAUGUUAUUUGUUACAUUGAAGACGGUUAUCUUUCUCGCAACUUCAAGUUAGCGAAAUAUAUAUUCAUUGUUUUUUUUUGGUUA
Molecule: messenger RNA, 2551 nt
Organism: Helianthus annuus (common sunflower)
Lineage: Eukaryota; Viridiplantae; Streptophyta; Magnoliopsida; Asterales; Asteraceae
Product: (-)-kolavenyl diphosphate synthase TPS28, chloroplastic
Exons: 13
Coding region: 1-2337 (778 amino acids)
Biological process (GO): gibberellin biosynthetic process
Cellular component (GO): chloroplast
Molecular function (GO): magnesium ion binding; terpene synthase activity
Source: RefSeq, a predicted model, not a curated record